This is a messenger RNA of Mus musculus (house mouse), 2300 nucleotides long. It is a transcript of the gene B4galt7, whose product is annotated as beta-1,4-galactosyltransferase 7. Gene Ontology annotation, cellular component: membrane; Golgi cisterna membrane; Golgi apparatus. Gene Ontology annotation, molecular function: glycosyltransferase activity; beta-N-acetylglucosaminylglycopeptide beta-1,4-galactosyltransferase activity; galactosyltransferase activity. Bases 248 to 1231 code for a protein of 327 amino acids. The record is from RefSeq and is marked validated. NCBI's taxonomy places the organism in Eukaryota, Metazoa, Chordata, Mammalia, Rodentia, Muridae. The transcript is spliced from 6 exons. Gene Ontology annotation, biological process: negative regulation of fibroblast proliferation; carbohydrate metabolic process; supramolecular fiber organization.
AGGGAACUCCCUUUCUUGUGACAUCCAGUGGGCCCUUGUAUGUAGUGAGAACCUAGCUAGGUCCCGCCAUCGGUUCUCCAGACAGCAGAACCUUAUAAGCUGUGGCUCUGAGGUGCAGCCGGCCCAACCGGAGGGACGGACUCGGCGGACCGGGGGGCGGGGCGGGGGCGGAGACGCCGCGUAGGCUGGGCAGGCCGGGCAGCGGGGCUUUGAGCCAGAGCCCCAUGUCCUGCUGUGUCCCGCCACGAUGUUGCCCUCCCGGAGGAAAGCGGCGCAGCUGCCCUGGGAGGAUGGCAGGGCCAGGUUGCUUCCUGGAGGCCUCCGCCGGAAAUGCUCCAUCUUCCACCUCUUCAUUGCCUUUCUCCUGUUGGUCUUCUUCUCCCUGCUCUGGCUGCAGCUCAGCUGUUCUGGAGAUAUGGCCCAGGUGACCAGGGGACAAGGGCAAGAGACCUCGGGUCCACCCCGGGCUUGCCCUCCAGAGCCGCCCCCUGAGCACUGGGAAGAAGAUGAGUCCUGGGGGCCCCACCGCUUGGCAGUGCUGGUGCCCUUUCGUGAGCGCUUUGAGGAGCUGCUGGUCUUUGUGCCCCACAUGCACCGCUUCCUAAGCAGGAAGAGGAUCCAGCACCACAUCUAUGUGCUCAACCAGGUGGACCAUUUCAGGUUCAAUCGGGCAGCACUCAUCAAUGUGGGCUUCCUGGAGAGCAGCAACAGCACAGACUACAUCGCCAUGCACGAUGUGGACCUGCUCCCUCUCAAUGAGGAGCUGGACUAUGGCUUCCCGGAGGCUGGGCCCUUCCAUGUGGCCUCCCCAGAGCUCCACCCUCUCUACCACUACAAGACCUAUGUGGGCGGCAUUCUGCUGCUGUCCAAACAGCACUACCAGCUGUGCAACGGAAUGUCCAACCGCUUUUGGGGCUGGGGCCGAGAGGAUGAUGAAUUCUACCGGCGCAUCAAAGGAGCUGGCCUCCAGCUUUUCCGCCCCUCGGGAAUCACAACUGGGUACCAGACAUUUCGCCACUUGCAUGACCCUGCCUGGCGGAAGAGGGACCAAAAACGCAUUGCGGCUCAAAAACAGGAACAGUUCAAGGUGGACCGGGAGGGAGGCCUGAACACUGUGAAGUACCGGGUGGAUUCCCGCACGGCACUGUCUAUAGGAGGGGCCCCGUGCACUGUCCUCAAUGUCAUGCUGGACUGCGAUAAAACAGCCACCCCAUGGUGCAUAUUUGGCUGACAGCUAAACUGUAAGGAAGCUUCCAGACCUCAGUGCUGCUCAGGCUCAGGAAACCUCAGGCCUUUGGCCCAGCUCAGGAGGAUGCAGAGAGGCCUGAAGGAGUUGCCAGCCCAUCGGCGUCUUCAGCAACCUGGCCCCCAGAGCCAGGCCCAAGACAGAACACAGGUAGACCCUGGGAUGCUGCUGAAGGUAUGGCUCUUGACUGACCUUCUCCUCCUGGCCUCCUGCCUGCCCUGCUCUGCCUGCCCUGCUGUGUGUGCUGAGGCCUGAGGCAGUGAGAAGGUGGCCAGGACGGCCUCAGCAGGGACAUACUGCUCCGCUGCUCCUCUGGAAGAACAGACUCACAAAGAUGUAGUCAGAAGUCAUGUGACCAGUGUGUACAGCCGCUGCUACUAGGAGGCUUAGGACAUCAGAAGGCAGAACACAAGCCCGGGUGAAGGAGCGGCUGAUAUAGCUGUAAUUGGUGCCACCACAGCAAAACCGGAGGAACCAGGGCACAAGAUCUCAAUUUUCAAAAGAAACUAGAAUGCUGGAUUCUUUUCUUUUUUUUUUUUUUUUAAAGAUUUAUUAUUAUGUAUGAGUACGCUGUAGCUGUCUUCAGACACACCAGAAGAGGGCAUCAGAUCUCAUUGCAGAUGGUUGUGAGCCACCAUGUGGUUGCUGGGAUUUGAACUCGGGACCCUUGGAAGAGCAGUCAGUGCUCUUAACCGCUGAGCCAUCUCUCCAGCCCUGAAUGCUGGAUUCUUAAGCAGAAUUUUUUCUUUUGUUUUUUUAAAUGGCAGCAGUUAACUAAAGCUUUGAAAAUCUGUGGCAGGCCAAACAAAAUAUGUUUUUUUGUUUGUUUGUUUUUUGAGACAGGGUUUCUCUGAUAGCUCUGGCUGUCUUGGAACUCACUUUGUAGAUCAGGCUGGCCUCGAACUCAGAAAUUCGCCUGCCUCUGCCUCCCAAGUGCUGGGAUUAAAGGCGUGUGCCACCACCUCCUAGCUCAAACAAAAUGUUUUAUGGUUCACUGGUUUGUCACCUUUGGUUGACCAAAGGGGGAUGAAAUAAAAGACGAUGCUCUCAGUUA